This is a messenger RNA of Oenanthe melanoleuca, 1205 nucleotides long. RefSeq names its product outer dense fiber protein 3-like. The transcript has 6 exons. Gene Ontology annotation, cellular component: cytoskeleton. Lineage: Eukaryota; Metazoa; Chordata; Aves; Passeriformes; Muscicapidae. The record is from RefSeq and is a predicted model, not a curated record. Bases 421 to 1185 code for a protein of 254 amino acids.
GAUGAUGGAUCCACCUAGCAAUGGAUUAUGAUGUCACUGAGGAGCUGGUGUCCCUCCCUGCACCUCACCCAGGCAGUGCCAUAUUCCAGCUGAGCACGGUUGCGUGCACACGCGCUGGAGGCACCCACCCUGCCAGGCCAGUGCUGUGCUGAGCCAGUGCUGUGGACCUGGCCAGCAAUUACUGCCUGAGAGCACAGCAGGAGUUUUUGCUCAUCUUUGCUUCUAACUUGCUGCUUGCUCCCAAUUCUACUUUCUCCUCCAUUUGUUAAUUAUUUUUCUUUACUUUCCUUCAAUUUCUUUCGUGAUGCUAGAUUCCCUUUCUUCCUGCUCUGGGCUACAGGAAAACUCCAUUCCAAGGCUGUGUCAGAGAAGGCCCUUGGUAGCACUCCUCUUUUUCCUGUAGUUUCUCUAACCACCAGCAUGGAGGGAACCUGGGUAGGCACCUGGAGGCCCCAUCCUCGAAGGGGCCCCAUCCUUGCAGAGUUCAGCACCCCAGGCCCCAAGUAUGGGCUCCCUGGGACAACAGGUCACCCAGGUCAUGACCCCACCAUGGAAAGAGCUCCUGCAUACUCAUUUCGGGGGACCAAAUAUCCUACUGCAGACUCCUGCUCACCAGGUCCUCGAUAUUACAUCCAUUCAUCAAUCACUAAAACGGGGAAGCAUGUGCCUCCUACAGCACUGGUGACAGCACGCCCGAAGACCAAGAUUGCUGUCACCCCAGGACCCAGUGACUACACCACAGAACCAGCGAACAAACAUGUCUAUCUUAGUGCACCAGCAAAUAGCAUGGUGUCCCGACCCAAGGACCUAAAAAGCUUCCAAACGCCAGGUCCUGCUGCCUAUACCCUGCCCAAAAUUCUGGGACCCCGCACAGCGUACACCCACGCGGAACCAUGCUACUCUAUGCUAUGGAAAAGCCAAUACCAGAGCUGUUUCCAGGACCUGGCAAAGACCCCAGGUCCUGCAGCAUUUCAGAUGGUGGAACUGGACGUUUACAAACCCAAAGCUCCCAAGUACACAAUGGGACUUAAAACCAAUCCUGUUGGCAAGGGUAUGGGUCCAGGUCCAGCAGACUACAGCCUUGGAAAGUUGUCAGUGACUAAGACCCGGGAUCCUGCUUUCAGUUUUGGACUCCGCCAUUCUCUCUACAAAGCUUCUUUAGUGCCAGAAACUAAUCUCGAUUAAAGGCAGAUAACUGCAGAGAU